CGUCGCGCGUGUUUCUCGAUUUGCGUUUGUGAUUCCACUAUAUAUAAAUAAUUUUGUACACACGAAAUAGAUGUGUGUCUUUUGAAAAGUGAGUGAAGCCAGAAUACACAAAAAAAAAGACAGAGACACCAUACAACUAGACAGUAGCGCUUAAACCUGUAACCAAAAAUAAAUCCUUCGAACAGAUUCACAAAUUCAGUGAUGUUUCAUUUUCGCAUUGAGAUUGUUGACGAUUGAGGUUUUCUGUGUUUGAAACGGUUGUUUCAGUUUCAUUUAAACUAAGUUCAAACUCUCGACAAAAUUCACAAGAUAAAAAAAAACAUAUUGUGCAACGCGCCGUACAGAGAAAAAAGGCAGCAGCAUCAGUAGCAAAAAAAAAAUAACAAAAACAAAACUACACAUAUAACACAUGUGCAAUUGUAUGAACAUUGUGGUGCUGUUACGACAGUUGAAGAUCCAGUGCGCUUCAUUGAAAAACAUUUUUAGUUUAGUGUAUGUGUGUGUGUUUUUUUUGCGUGAAAUAAAAAAAAAAUCAACAUGAAAGUACAACAAAAUCUUGUUUUGAACGAAAUACAUACGGUGCAACAUGAAGGAUACAAAAGAAAAACCUAGAGGAAUAUAUUGAACGACACUCACAUUCUCGACGCUCAUACUUUACAUCAACAUCAUUGCGUUUGAAUUUUACAGUUUAGAUUUCGUUUUUCGUAUGCACAAAUUCUAUGUAGUUUAGUUGUGUAUGAAUUUUUCGGAGGUUCAUUGCUAAGAUGAAUGCCAGCCGGACGAUAGCGAAAGAAAUUGGAUGUAAAUCUGAUAAUCAAAACAAAUCCACUCGAUCAAUUUGGUAAGCAGAAUAAAAGACCCAGAGAGAGAGAAAAGAGGAGAUACCAUAACGAGAAUAAACACAUUUACUCAUAAAAACAUAGCCCAAACAAAUGAGUGCGAAAUAUUUUAAUACAAACAAACACACACGCGCGUACGCAAAAAGUCUAUGAAUUAUUGAUUGCGAAAAACAAAAAGAUUUAGUGUGCGGGACAAGAAGAAACCGUUGUGCUAUAGAAAUGUUAAGUGUUGAAUCGUGUAAACGAACGAAAGCAGUCCCUUAAGAGGACUGAAACUCUCGAACGAAUUUACGGACAAAAAUAGAGAAAAAAAAGUGUGAUUUGACACCUACGUCGAGAAAAAAGAAUGAAAACGAGCAAAUGUUCACCGGAAAUUGUGUGAAAAAUAUCGAAACAAAAGAAAAGGAAAGAAAAUAAUAAUUGUGCCCGUUAAAGUGCUAACAGUGAUCAAAAGUUUUGUAGAAACAAAUCUUAACGAAAACAGUUGACCACAUCGAUUCAGAGAAAGAAAACACGAAUCCCCUUUACGAUUAAAUUUAUUUAUUCAGAGAAACAAGAGAAGCGACGAUACAGAGACAAUACAUACGACCAACGUUAUUCGGAAGGAUUUAGCCGCAUGGAUUUUAUUCGUGAUCUGAUAAUGAUGCAAGUUAAUUGCUACAAUGAGAUUAUGUAUUAGGCAAAAAUGCCGUUUAAUUGAUCUAAGUGUGAAUGUUUUAACGCUGUUAUCGAUAUCGCAACCAAAAUAUGCAUCGAUUAAAAUAUUAUUUAAUCAUUUGGUUCGUUUGCGGCGUAAUCGGUGUGAUAAUCGGCCCAGUGUAUGGUGAACAUUUGCGAUGGGCAAAUGAAACUGGGUCACAAUCGAUACGAACACGAGAGCAUCAAGAACAUCAACAACAACAACAUCAGCACCAGCAUCAAAGUCCGUAUCAAUAUGGUUUUUCGAAACCAAAUAAUCGAAGUCGAGGCGGCAUGAACGAAUUGCGACACAAACAGAAAUUAUAUGAGCAACGACAAAAUGAUGAUCCAGAUCAAAAUUCAUUGCAUCGUAGCAGUAAUCCAAUUCACAUCAUCCAACUGAAAAUCAAAGAAAGUGAAAAGGCUGCCCAACGUAUGAGAGAAGAUUCACAAAACAUAAAUACACAAGCUGAAGAGGCAGCAGGAAUUCGAUGUAAUUUCGAAACGGAAUGCCGUUGGAAAUGGGAUAUAACACAGAAUGAAACAUUUCAAUUGGUAACUGGCAGUAAUUUAACGAAAACCGGUUUGCCGCCCGGACCAAGUGCUGAUAAUACAGGUGAUGUCAAUGGUCAUUUUCUUCAUUUACGCAUAACACCAUCGACCACAAUACGAACGCUCAAAUCACCGAUGUUCGGUAUGACUAAAGAGUCAUGCCGCCUCGAAAUGUUCACUCAUCAAAGUGGUAAUAAAAAUGGUAAAUUACGCAUUGUCAUCGAACCGAUUAAUUCGCAUGAUACAACAACGGCAUCGUCGUGGGUGCCAAAUGAACAGAUUGGUAACGAUGAUCGAAAAUGGCAAGAGGAUACAUUUCCAAUUGGUCGGGUGUCGCAGGAUUUUCGAAUAUUAUUCGAGGUUGUGCCAAAUGGUUUACGACCACAACAACGAGGUCAUGUUAGCAUCGAUAAUCUUCGUUUGAGAGGCUGUUUCGAGCCAAAUAAUCAAAUUAAAGCACUCAAUGGAAAAUGCCAUGCACCGGAUGUCAAGUGUACGGCAAACAAAGUGGAAAUGUGUAUCAGUUCACGGCAACAAUGUGACAUCAACAUCGAUUGCGAUAAUAAGGAAGAUGAAAUGGUUAACUGCGAGAAAAUUCCAUUCGGUGGAAUGUGCGAUUUUGAAAGUAGCGGAUGGUGUGGAUGGCAAAAUUCAGGAAAAGCGAUUAUGGUGUGGCAACGACACAGUGGACCAACGCCAACUGAAAAAACCGGCCCAGACAUUGAUCAUACCUUUGAAAAUUAUAAUAGCUCAGGACAUUAUCUAUUCGUCAAUAUGAAUCAACAUGCGGGAAGAAAAAUAUCUGGCUUUGCCAGCAAUGCUGUUAUUAAUAGCAUCGUUUUCAAUCCACCACCGUAUGCACAUCUAAACACCAGUUCGAUCUAUCAACAAACAUGUAUGGCUCGAUUCUAUAUCCAUCAAUUCGGGAAAAAUACAGGCAGCUUAAAUUUUUCGGUCGUUGAAAUUAAGGACAAGGAAAAUAUUACAUCUACACUUUGGUGGAGUUCACGUGAAAUUGGUAGCGAUUGGAAGCGCUUUUCUAUAAUCAUGCCCAAUAUUACAUCGAGAUAUUACUUGCAAUUUGAGGCCCGAAUGGGCAUGCGAAUAUUCUCCGAUGUUGCGAUUGAUGAUUUCUCCUUGAGUCCCGAAUGUUUUGGCUUGAAUAUACCAGCCGAACAUUUACAAGGCUACAACUAUUACGACCAACGUAUUUUACAGGACAAAACACCGCACGUUGACUUUGUAAAUCAAUCGAUUAUCGAGCUGUCUACAUGUAAUACUCGUGGCCGAGAAGGUCCAACACAAGUCAAUUGUAGUGAAGCAUACAAUAAUACAGAGGCGGGUAGUGGAAUUCAAGUAAUUGAAGAUCAAAAAUUCAAAGGUGUUCAAGUAUGGAGUGUACCGUCAGAAAAUUAUUAUACUAUAAUUGCAAAAGGUGCCGGCGGUGGAUUGGGCUCACGUGGUAUUGGUUCAUCGCGCGGUGCAUUGGCUAUUUCAGUCUUUGAACUGCAUAAAGAUGAAAAGAUUUAUAUUUUGGUUGGUCAAAAGGGCGAAAGUGCAUGCAUGAAAUCGUUUAUGCGUGGUCGUAGAGAAAAUGAUGAUGAUAAUGAUUGUGAAUCGAAUAAAAAGAGUACAAAUGGCCGAUCAACGAAUUCAAAUUCCAAAACCAAACAAAUUAAAGAUAUUGUGAUUGAAGAUGAUCGAACUGGUGGCGGUGGCGGUGGAGCAACAUUUAUUUUUCUACUGAAUUCGGCCGGAGUUGAGGUUCCAUUGAUGGUUGCGGGUGGCGGUGGUGGUUUGGGCAUUGGCCAUGUCGUCGAAGAUAAUCAACAACAUGGACGUGUAUACGAUCCUAAUCGACGCGAAGGGAACGGACAACGAAAUGGUGAAUUUAAUAAUACUGGCGGUGCAGGUGGAGGAUGGUGUGGGUCCAGUGAUAACGUACCGGAGGAUCCAUACAAUGGAGAAGCAUUGCUUGAAGGGGCUCAUGGUGGUGAAGCUUGCUAUGCGUCAAAGAGAAUUGGAAUUCACGGACAGGGAGGAUUUGGCGGAGGCGGUGGUGGAUGCCGAAGUGGAGGUGGCGGUGGUGGCUAUAGAGGAGGUGAUACUUUUAAAUCGGUGAUGAAUGGUGAAGGUGGCACUUCAUACAUUGGUUUUAAACGCAGCAUUGCCAAUUUAUCAUUCGUUUAUGCUGGUGAUAAUAUCGGUCAUGGUUCCGUUGUGAUUGUACCAGCUUUGCCUCAUCCAGCAUGCGGCUGUGAUUAUCGUUGUGUCGUUUUAGAUGAAUUCAGUGUUACUGUGAGAUGCAUAUGCCCAGAAGGAUGGCGACUCAAGAAAGAAAAUCAAACUGCAUGUGAACCAAUCGACCGAAAUGAGAUCCCAAUGGAAUAUUUAAUAAUAUUCUUUGCCGUUGUUACAAUACUAUUAAUUGCAGCUUUGGCUAUUUUAAUUUUCAUACUAUACAAUCGAUAUCAACGAAAGAAACAAAUUGCGAUGCGGCAUAAAGUGUUGCUUGAACAAGAUUUACAGUUAAGUCGAUUGCGACAUAAUCCAGAGGAUCAACAACAAACGAAUUUCAAUCCAAACUAUGGAAACGAUUGCAUGUUUACUGGUGCAGUGGAUGUUAAAACUUUGCCACAUGUUAACAGAGAGAAUUUAACGAUGACAAAAGCACUGGGUCAAGGUGCGUUUGGUGAAGUGUUUCAAGGUACUUAUAAAUACAAAGACACCGAUAUGGUCGAAAUGCCGGUGGCUAUAAAAACAUUACCCGAAAUGUCGACCGGUCAAGCUGAAAAUGAUUUUUUGAUGGAAGCUGCAAUUAUGGCAAAAUUCCGUCAUCCAAAUAUCGUUCAUUUGAUUGGUGUAUGUUUUGACGCGCAUCCGCGUUUCAUUGUGCUCGAAUUAUUAGCGGGUGGUGAUUUAAAGAAUUUUUUGCGUGAAGCACGUCAUAGCUUUGAUAAACCAUCAACGUUAACCAUAAAGGAUUUAAUAUUUUGUGCGAUCGAUGUGGCACGUGGAUGCCGUUAUAUGGAAAGUAAGAGAUUUAUUCAUCGUGAUAUUGCUGCACGAAAUUGUUUGCUCAGCUCAAAAGGACCCGGGCGUACAGUGAAAAUAGCUGAUUUUGGCAUGGCACGUGAUAUAUAUCGAUCUGAUUAUUAUCGAAAAGGUGGCAAAGCAAUGUUGCCAAUCAAGUGGAUGCCACCCGAAGCAUUUUUGGAUGGAAUAUUUACGUCAAAAACGGACGUUUGGUCUUUCGGUAUUCUGCUAUGGGAGGUAUUUAGUAUGGGUUUAAUGCCAUAUCCCGGCCUACCAAAUCGUGUGGUUAUGGAAUUGGUGACGGGCGGUGGUCGUUUAGAUGCACCACACAGUUGCUCAGCAGACAUUUACACGUUAAUGUCAAUGUGUUGGAAUCCAGUCCCUGAUCGGCGUCCCACCUUUCAAUAUCUAUUACACAGAUUAAUCGAGUUGUCAGAAGAUGAAAAUGAAAUGAAGAAACCAAUACCGUAUUGCUUUUCCGAUACAUCAUAUAACGAACGGGAUCGAACUCUUAUGCGAGCAAAUGAUGAUUUUUGCCUACAAAUGCCCAACUCAUCCGAUUAUUUAAUACCAUUCAAUGAUUCAAGAGCAAUAGCCAAACAAUUACUGAACGAAGGAACAGGCAUUACUUUACCCGAAACCAUGACAACAUAUUCCCCUCCAAUCGAAUUGAGGCCAGUUUCAUCAUCCGAUAUAAGUUCAAGCAUCGAAAGAGGGCCCAUAUCGUUUGGAGAUGAAUCGCCAUCAACUCCAUUCGAUAUUCGAUCAAUGCCACCGCAGAAUAGUUCAUCAUUUAUAACAACACCAAAUCCAAAUCCAACCACCAGAUGUGAAAUGUUAUCUAGUCAAUCAAUGUCUAUAAGCGAUAAGCUAAUUAGCCUUGAUACACCACAACAAACACCAACGGCAGUGAAUCCGCCGAUUUUAUUCGAUUUAACUGCACAUAAAAAUCAAUUGCCAAAUACCAUAAAUAAUCAUCAAUACAUUGAUGGCAAUGGCAACGGUAAUGGCAACGGCCAAAUCGAUAAAAACAAUUCAAAUAAUAAUCAUCAUUCGAACAAGACGACCAAUGGCCCAUUAACAUUGGAUCCAUCGACAUUGGAAUCGUAUGCAAAUGUUCAAAUGACUAACGCACAACAUGAUGCUUCAUUGACUGUCAAUACGACGACAAAUAAUGUCGUUUCGGGAAAUAAUAAUGACAUAGAAAAACUAAAUCCACCAUUUACGAUUCAAGGGUAUGCAGCAAAGGAACGAUACACACCAGCCAAAGAAAAUCAUUCGGAAAUUAGUUGUUGAUUUCGUCAAAAUAAAAAUGCAUCCAUUCGAUUUUCAAAUUGGAAAGAAAACAACGAAAGCUCCAACAUAGUAAUUUAAAAUUCAAAUUGUAUUAUUAUUAUUUAAAAAAAAGAAAGAGAGAUGAAACAAAAUAAUUCAGACCAAUGAUGAUACAUUAAAUAUGAAUUUUUACAUGCAAAUGAUGAAUAGCUGACCUGAAUGAAAAAAUGAAAUUUCAUAAUAAUUUGUUUGAAUUUCUUCAUAUCCUGAUCAAAAGCCCACACACACACACAUACACACACAGAGCUAAAUUUUCUAUUUUAAAAGAUCUUUUCCUAAUCCCAUCCGUCAUUAAAGCAUCCAUCGUACAGAUUCAAAAUAGCGUCGAAACAGAAACGAUUUAUUCGAUGUGAUCGGUUGAUGGAUAUGAUAACACCAAAAGUUAUUCAAAUGCGGUGCGUUUCCACCACAUUGCAAUUUUUCUGCUUUAAUCAUAUGUCUGCAAGCAUGAGUUCACUAAACUAAGCCAAUUUGUAGAGAAAACAAGAUUUUUUUUUAAACGAGCCUAAAACAUCCACUACCAGACGAAUGGAGAGAACAACAAUAAUUCAACGGAAAAAAGAUAACAAAAAAGUAAAAGUAAAUUCGAAUAAAAACCCCAUUUUAACAUUUAGAUAAAAAAAAAAUUUGAAUAAGAAAGAUGUUGAAAUAGCAAAAGGGAUAUUAUUAUAAAAAGAGCUAAGAAAAAUGCGAAGAAAGCAUCGAAUAAUAAUAAACUUUCAUGAUGAAGAAUUUAUACGCAGAUACACCAGAUCACACCCACACAAAAAUGUCCAAUAAAAUUCUGACUCAGCACACACAUACACAGAAAUCAACCCAAUACGGUGGCAAAUUAUUGGAAAAAUGGCAAGCAGUAGAUAAACGGUUUACAGACAAAUCUCGUAACAAUACCAAUUUCGGGAAUAUUGGAAAGAAACAUACAAAAUAUAUAACGUGUAUAGUUCGAUAAAAAUGUUUUCCGUUCAUCCCCCUGUCCGCUUCCCAUUUUGAAGCGGUAUCCAGGGGAAAUAAAGCGGGUUAACAUUAUACUAUUUAUUCCCCGAGUUAAUGUCGUUUCGAUCGAUAUUUAACUACCCAUCCAAAUAUACGGUACGAUAAUUAAGAUUUAAUAAAUUUAUGCAUAACAACAAGGGAAAAUCGUUUGCCGCCGUUGUAGCAUGAAAAUAAAAGCCUUGAUAAAAAAACACACACACACAUUUUUGAGAAAAAAAAAAAUAUAACAAAAUUCAUUUUAUACCGACCAUUUGCACAUCGAUCGAUUGUAAUACAGGACAAUAGAGAACAUUUUUUUUGCUAAUAUCUAGAUGAACAAACAAAAUAAUAAACACAUACACUCAUUGAAUCAGGCUGUAGAAAUAAAAAUAGAUACACACCUCACAAAUAGAUUAGAGAGUACACAAUAACAAAAAUGACAAACAAAAUUGCUUAUAAGAAAGAUAUGAAACAGUUGAGUGGGAGUUAGAGAAAAUUUCUCGUUUUUGAGGCAUUUUUUAAUUUGAUACGCUUUUUUCUUAUUUAGCAAAAAACAAUAUUAACCAAAAAAAAACAAAAAAAAAGUACAAGGAGGCUUGUUUACAAGCACUCGUGACUGAACAAUGUGUGCGUGGGUGUGCUUAGCUCCGGUGUACAAUUUACAAAGAAUAAUACCAAAAAAAAACGAAACCCCCGUGAGAAUAAUUUUUCUUGUCGAUUUAUUUCGGACUUGCGAUUACAAAAAUUGUGUUUUUUGUUAACUACAAUCGAACAGUUUCACUCAAAAUAGUCGACUCACUCGAAAUAGUUCAUUUUUCCAUGUGAAAAUUUCGCCAAAACACUAUUGGUGAAUUUGAAUUUCAGUCAGACAGUAAUUUUAUUUUCAUCGGGGAACGUAAAUAUUAUGAUAUGAAUUCUUAUAAUUAAUAAGAAAAAGCUUUAAAUCAUUGAAAUAUUAAAUUAAGCAUUUUGAAUAGAGAGAAAAAGCGUGCCAUUUCAUUUGAUUUUUCCAAACGUCUACAUGAACUUCAGUAUAUAAUGAUUGAUAUUUAAAGAUGUGUGUUGUGAACAUCAAGUAUUAUAUGAUUUUAAAUGUUUAUUUCCGUUGCUUUGAAAGAAGUAUACCAUAUAUACAAGUUAAGAUAGAAAUUCAAGCCUUUUCAUUUCCAAUUUUAUUUAUUCAAAGUUAAAAUAGUAAAUAGGAUAUAUAUUUUCUUCAUUGAAAUUUCAGACAAACAAAAUUCAGGUUUCAUUUGCCAUCAUUAUAAAUCAGAUCGAACUCAAAUUGUUCGAUGAAAAAAAAAA
Molecule: messenger RNA, 8717 nt
Organism: Contarinia nasturtii (swede midge)
Lineage: Eukaryota; Metazoa; Arthropoda; Insecta; Diptera; Cecidomyiidae
Gene: Alk
Product: ALK tyrosine kinase receptor
Exons: 18
Coding region: 1587-6401 (1604 amino acids)
Biological process (GO): positive regulation of kinase activity; multicellular organism development; protein phosphorylation
Cellular component (GO): signaling receptor complex; membrane
Molecular function (GO): transmembrane receptor protein tyrosine kinase activity; ATP binding; protein binding
Source: RefSeq, a predicted model, not a curated record